Messenger RNA from Nyctereutes procyonoides (raccoon dog), 7568 nucleotides. RefSeq names its product EvC ciliary complex subunit 1 (gene EVC). Bases 1 to 2973 code for a protein of 990 amino acids. The record is from RefSeq and is a predicted model, not a curated record. Lineage: Eukaryota; Metazoa; Chordata; Mammalia; Carnivora; Canidae. Gene Ontology annotation, biological process: smoothened signaling pathway. The transcript is spliced from 21 exons.
AUGGCCCGGGGCGCGGCGGCCUGCGAGAGCGACGCGCGGCUGCCGCUGGGCCGGGACGCGGGGCGGCCGCUGCCCGCGCUGCUGGCCCCCGCCGUGCUGCUGGGCGCCGCGCUCGGCCUGGGCCUCGGGCUCUGGCUGGGCCGCCGCGCCGUCCGGCCGCGCCCGCGGCGCCAGAAAGACGAUACUCAGAGUCUGCUCAAGAAUUUAGAGUCUCACAUACAGGACCCGUCGGAAACCGGCUCCCCAUCCAGGAGGAGGAGGAGAGAAGCACAGAUGUCAAAGGAGGAGGCUGUGGACGAAUAUGAGCCAUCUUUCAACAGUAACAUCACAGCAUUUGCACUGAAGGCAAAAGUCAUCUAUCCCAUCAAUCAGAAGUUCCGGCCGCUGGCCGAUGGUUCCUCCAACCCUUCUCUGCACGAGAACUUAAAGCAGGCUGUCUUGCCAAACCAGCCAGUGGAGGCGUCCCCCUCCAGCAGCCUGGGGAGCCUGAGCCAGGCGGAGAAGGAGGACUGCAGCUCCUCGUCCAGCAUCCACUCGGCCACCAGCUACGACAGGUUCUUGAGCCGCACCUUCGUCCAGGUCAACAGCUUCCCCGAGGUGCUGAUCUGUGAGAGUGUGGACCUUGACUUAUGUAUCUACAACCUUCACCUAAAAGAUCUGCUGCAUCUGGACACGGCACUGCGGCAAGAGAAGCACAUGAUGUUUAUUCAGAUUUUUAAAAUGUGCCUCCUGGAUCUUCUUCCUAAAAAGAAGUCGGAUGAUGAAUUAUACCAGAGGAUUCUUUCGAAACAAGAAAAUGAUUUGGCGGAAUUAGAAAAGGGACUUCAGGUCAAACUGUCAAACACAGCAAUGUUAGGAGCUGGUGAUUCUGAAUACAUCACUCUGGCAGAUGUGGAAAAGAAGGAGCGAGAAUACUCUGAGCAGCUAAUAGAUAAUAUGGAAGCUUUCUGGAAACAGAUGGAAAACAUCCAGCACUUUCUUAUGGACCAAUUUAAGUGUUCCAGCUCCAAAGCCCGACAGCUCAUGAUGACGCUCACGGAAAGAAUGAUUACAGCCGAAGGGUUAUUGCGUGAUUCUCAGGAUUUGCAGGCUCUGGACACCCUGGAGAGAACAAUGGGGCGGGCGCACAUGGCCAAAAUGAUCGAGUCACUGAAGCUGCAAAUCCAGGAGGAGACCAAAUGCCGGCUGGCUGCACUGUCCCGCAGCCUGGAGCUGCUGACUGUGGAGGGGAAGCUCUCCGGGCGGCAAAAGGAGGAGCUGCUCACCCAGCAGCACAAGGCCUUCUGGGGGGAGGCAGAGCGCUUCAGCAGGGAGUUCGUCCAGCGAGGCAAGGACCUGGUGAAGGCAUCACUGGCUCACCAAGCAGAGGAGAUGGCAAGGCUCACGCUGGCCCAGGAAGAGGAACAGAGGAGCUUCCUGGCCGAGGCACAGCCGACCACUGACCUGGGCACAUUCCUCCAGGCUUUUCAUGCGGUCCUAGAGAGGCAGAGGUUGGUCCGGAGUCACCUGGAGGAGGAGGACAGUGUCAGAACCACCCAGGCCAUGGCUGUGCUUUGCCAGGAGCUGUACUGCAGCACCAUGGAAACGUUCCAGAAAUUUGUGGAGGUCCUGUUCCUUCAGACGCUCCCAGGUGUGACCAGCCUCUCCCGGGCAGAGUGUGAGUACUUGAGGCAGGAGGUCCAGGAGAACGCAGCCCAGCAGCUGGGGAAGUCGGAUCGCUUCCGCAAACAGCAGUGGAAACUCUUCCAAGAUCUCCUGGAGCAAGACAGGCAGGUGUGGAUGGAGGAGCAUGCCCUGUCCUCCGUGCUGCAGACACACCUGCAAGAUGACCAUGAGAGCAUCGUCCACCAAGUCUUGGGCCGACUUGGUGGUCUCACUGAAGAGUCCACGUGGUGCAUCCUUCAGGGCCAUGGCCUGCUACUACGCUCCGCGCUCCGGAGGCUGGCUCUCCGGGGCAGCACUAUCACCACCCUGACCCACAUGAGACUUUCUGGCAAGAAGAGCCUUCUCCAGGAACUGCGCGAGCAGCACGCCCUUGAGCAGAGCUCCUCCCAGUGUCUGGAUGAGCAUCAGUGGCAGCUGCUCAGAGCCUUGGAGGCACGAGUCACUGAGGAGGCCAGCAGGCUGGAGGAGGAGGCGCAGCAGACCCGGCUGCAGCUUCAGCAGCAGCUCCUGGCCGAGGCCCAGGAGGUUGGGCGGCUUCUGCAGCAGCACACAGAGCGAGCCAUUGGGCAGGUGCUCCUGGCGCAUGCUCGGAAUGCCGCAACCAAGAGCCGGACCAAGGACAGGGAUGACUUCAAGAGGACACUGAUGGAGGCAGCUGUGGAGAGCGUCUACGUGACCAGCGCUGGAGUCAGCAGGCUCAUGCAAGCAUAUUCCCAGCAGAUCGGGAGGGUCAUGCAGGACCACGAGGAGAGGAAACUGGAGCAUCUGAAGGCCCUGCAGGGUGAGAGAGCAGAGAAUUACAAGCUGCGGACAAAGCAGGGACUCGGGGAGCCUUCAUCCAGGAGCCAGAUGGCAGGUGGAGCUGGCGAAGCCUGCGAGGCUGUCCACCAGAGGAUGGUGGCACAGCAGAAGAAGUUUCUGGCCCAGUUCACCGCGCACCAGCAGAUCCGCCUGGAUGCUUGGAAGCAGAAGGCGAGGGCUAUGGAUCACCUGGAAGCCCAGCUUGAGACCCAACUGCAGGAGGCCGAGCAGAGCUUCAUGUCUGAGCUGGCAGCGCUGGCCCGGGUGCCCCUUGCCCAAAGCAGACCAUUGCCAAGUAAGCGUGGAGUGUCAGAGAAGCCCGUAAGGACGAGAAGAAAGAAGCCCCCACCCCGGGAGAGAGGGGACCCUGGGGAGCCCACCGACGAUGACCCUGCCUUGGGGGCCCACCCCUCGGGAUCACUCAGCAGAAGGCUGAACCAGCAAGAAAAUGAAGCUGGUGACGGCGAGAGCCCCAAGAAGCUGCUAAGGGAGAAAACCAAUUUGUAGUUUUCAGGGAUCGGGGCCAAAGCGGAGGACCUGGCCUGCAGGCCGCCUGCCCGCCCCACCCGGGUGAGAUGGUGAGGGCCACCGGGGGGACGGGGGUCCCCCUCUGCCUCCCAGGCUCACUGUGAGGCGGCUGGAUGGAGACGGCUGGACAGUACCUGACAAAGCCUCAAUGAGAAAGGUGGACCCUACCGCCUGUGAAUUAGAAGCCCCUGUGGAACACCUGUGUGCGCUUCUCUCCCUCUCUGGCUUCCAGACGUGGCUCCCUUCCUCAGCGACCUCUUCCUCUGGCUGCCUAAGCCGUCCACCCCACCGUGUCCUGCUGCCCCCCAAAGCUGCCUGCCCAGCGUGAGGCCGACUCACACCAGCCCAGGGCCCCCCUGUACCCCGGACGCUCCGAGGAGUUCUGCUGGGAGUGCAGGGGUCUCUGGAGGGCUGGGGUCUUCCAGCCUGAAGCCUCUUCACCAUUUAUUUCUGUCACCUCGUGCUCUCUGUCCUGUGUGCCAUGUCCCAUGCACCUGGCCACUCAUCUGGAUCCAUUCCCCCUUGGCUCAGCCAGCAGCUAACUCCCGGUCACUUUGGGGGGUGAGUCUCAGGGCCCUGUGACCCUGACACAGACCAUGGAAUCACUGGCCUGCAGGCCUACAUCACCCCCACUGGGGUCCUGAGGCCCCACGGAUGCAUAGUGACACCUGCAGUGGGGCCUUCCCCCGGGAGGGGACAGCAGUUCACCACCAGGAGACCUGUUCCCCAGGGGGCUCUGCUGCUCGCCUGGUCAGGGAGAGAAUCCAGAACCUUCCAGACUGGCCAUAUUUAAACCACAGCUAGGAGAGGCCUUUCCCACCUGGACAGAAAAUUAUUAUUUCCAUUGAAAUCAGAGAUUCUCACCCUCUGCACCAUGGACACUUUGGGUGAGAUCAUUCCUCGUUUGGGGGCAGGAGCUGUUCUGUGCGUCGUGGGAUGUUUAGCAGCAACCCUGAACCAGCAGAUUCCAGGAGCACCCCCCCAGGUGUGGCAACUAAAGGUGUCUCCAGACGUGGCCAGAGGUCCCCCUGGGGGCAUCACUCACUGACCUGAGUCAAAGUGUGUCGGCUCCCAGCAAGUCUGGACAGAGGGCUCUGUGAUUCCACAGAUUUCCAGAAUGCAGUGGGCGCCGGGCUCCAGGAACCCCUGUCACGGGGAUUUCCUGGCCCGUCUGUGGCUUGAAUUUUUAUUUCUUAAAAUCUAAAUAACACUAUUAGGAGAGCGUGGCUCUGGGACAGAAGAAGUCAUCCGCGACGGUUACCUGGCGCGUUAAGGAUGCUUCCUGUCAGAGCAUCAGGUCCUGACCCAGCAGCUGCGGAAUUUCCAGAGUUGGCCAGCAGCCCCCUCUCGUGGCUAAAUAAAGCAUUCCGUCACUAUGCCGGGUCUGCUGACAAGCUGUGGGUUCCUUCUUGCCCUAUUUUGAGAACCUGGUUGACACAGAAACCGCUUUUGUCCCAUGGGUCCCCUCACAGGGGCAUCCUGGAGCCGGGAGUGAGUGUCUGAUCCGGUGACUUGAACUUGGGAAAUGCAGACCCCUGGCGGUACCAGCCUCUCUGCGGGAUAGAAGGCAGCUCAGCUUCCGCAGCUCUUGCGUGAAGAUGGUUUUGCUCCUGGAGCGUGGCCUCCUAGCCCAAGGGACUGUGUCACACGCCGGGCCCUCCUUCAGCCCUGCUGUGCAGCCGUGUGCUCGGCACAGUCUGGGCACAGUGAACUGUCUGCGAUGGACUCUUGGGGCUCCCGGCGGGAGCGUGGAGGUGCCUUCCAUCAUGCAACUGCCUCCCGGUCGGAAGCCAGCGUGGACGCCAGAAGCCACGGGACUCUCUGCGGCGUCUGGCCCAGGCUCUGGGAUGCCCGGGCGGGGUUGGCAAGCACAGCACGCCCAGUGCAGGGCAGGUGGACGCAUCGCGGCCCACCGCCCCCCCAUCCAUUCCUGUCCCGGCCGUGUUACAGGCUGUGUUAUGGGGUGUCACGGAGGUGGAGGGAGGUGGACCAGGAGGGGACGGCGGAUGAAUUCACGAAUUCAUUCUGUCACGCGCACCGCCCGUGCAGCCUGAGCUCAGCAAGGAGGAAGCCGUAGACUCUGUGGCCCCCUCUGGCCGCCCGGGGUCUGUCCUGACCCUCCCUCGGUGCUGAUCUAGAGGCUGCUGCUGCUGCAGGACCCCCCUAACCGCCCGGCCCGGCCUGCUGCCCUGCCCCACCUCCCCUGCCCGGCCCACACGGCCCAGAGCCCUCUGGCUGGGGCGCUUCGGCGGUAUUCUUUGCUCUCAGGAGAAAAGGCAAAAUUACAUGGACCGCCGUUCCCUCCCGGUCCACCUCCGUGACUACCCACCACCCAGAUGGGAUGGAUGGAGGAGGUGGGCCGCGAUGUGUCCACACCCCUGCGCUGGGCGUGCUGUGCUUGUGAACCUGCCCCGGGGGUCCCAGAGCCUGGGCCCGCAAUGCCCUCGCCCUCACCCAGCCAGUCUCCACUCGCGGCCUCCUGUGUGCCUGCCCCUCCCCCCCGCCACUGGGCUUUUGCAUAAGACAUUCCCGCUGCCCCCCUGGAACCGCCCUACCCCCACCCCUCGUCGCUGCCUCACGAGCCCAUAAACCUCACCCACACCUCAGCAGCAGGACUCCUGUCAGGAGCCUUCCCCGCGGCCCUCAGACAAGAUCAGAGCCUCCCCUUAGGCUCUUAGCACCCUGUAUUUUGCCGCUUAAUUAACAUGCCUUUAUUUCCCAUGCACAUUUGGAACCAGUUGGGACAUUGGCAGAGCAGUCGGGGAGAUGGGCACCCGGGCUUGGUAUCUGAUGGAGCCACGUUGGAGGGCUGCGAUUGACCCUGAGGCCACAAAGGCUCGUUCUCUUCCUACCUGGCCACACACAUGGCUCCAGACACAAGCCUCUGCCAUGGGAACAACCCCGAAACAUGGCAAGAUCAGAAGAGCAGAGAGACCCAGAUCUGGGGCGGGGCUGCUGGAAUCUGUACAUUUGGGGGAGAAGAGCAUGAAAAGCAAAUGAAACUACAGGGGGGAUGAGAGUGAAUAUUCAGAAUGAGGAAGGAGAUGAGGAUGAGUGAUACAUUUUUUAAAAGCCUGAUGAAUUCCACAAAAUCACAAAUCCGAAAGUAAAAUAAUUUUGUAAAUCAGCGGAUGGCCUAAUCCCCUCUGCAGUCCACUUAGUUCUAAUGUUUCCCCCCUUCUCGAAAUUCAACACAUGUGACAGCUGGGAGAUUGUGGACCUCCAUCCCUCCCCUUGUGCCACACAGCUUCUGGUGCCGGGUGCCACGGGACUACAGGCUCUGUGUCGUGAUGCAGGAGAGGUGGCACAGCAGCAGCCAUUUGUGCCGGGCCAGCCAGCGUUACCUCAGCUGCACACAGAAACAGGCCCACCGAACCCCAGUCAACCUGCCCUCACCUGACCCUGGAAAUGCCCACAGCCUCCCCACUGUCACCUGAUCCUCAGGGAUGUGCAGUUCAAACCUCUGGCUGUGGAAACUGUACAGAAACUAUGACUGGAGAUAUCGCCAAGCCCACCCCCGGGGCUGGGGAGGGGUCUGUGCAUACAUCACUGACUUCAUGGUAAACCGCGUCCAAGGAGUAGUGUGUGUCCUGAGGUCCAUCAUCUCCUUGGAGACAGCAAAAGGCACCACUUGGCACACUCAUUUCCUUCUUCCCAGAGCAAGCAGGUGCAUCUCCUUCUCUGGGGAAGGAGUGAGAAAGGCCAGGAGAGCCCCUGUACCUUCCUCCCCCCAAGAGAGUGGGCGCCCCUCCCUGUGUGGGAACACCAGGAGCUGGCGAUACGCUUCUGCUACUCUUCCUGGGAGUGGGCAAAGUGCGCAGUUAGAUGUUUGGGGUAAUAAUUUCAUACCUGACCUUCCCCCGGAAUGCAUUUCCCUCGCAUCCCCUCUGAUGAGCACAGUGUCUGGCAAUCCAGUCACUUGGUGGGAAGGAAAAGAAAGGAAGAGGGGAAUGGGGAAGGAAACUUCAAUUUGGUAAAAGUCCUUUUAGUUCAGAAUACUCUUCUUGCGCCUCUGCUCCAGAAGUUGAUGUCAUGGGAGAGAAACGCAGGGCCAGUGACACUGCAAAUGUGCAUCAUCAGGACUCACGCCUUGUGCUGCAGAGUCAUGACCACAUGCACUUUGAUCCAAAGAACAACCCCCGGGUGUGCAGAGGUCUGACAGGCCUUGGGAGCAGCCUUCUCUGGUCCACUCACCUUAACCAAGUGGCCACACGGACUCUGGGGCCAGAAUACGCCAGGCAGUGCAGAGGGUAGCAGAAAAUGGCUGGGGCUUUACAUGGAUGGGGAGACCUUGGCUGUAGUCUUAUGUUUUAGAGUCAAAAUGAGAUACUGGUGCAAAAAUAGGCCAACGGAUAUAGCGGGGUCAGGCCAGCCCUUACUGGGACACCAGAGCCCACUUAAACUAUGAGUUAUAAGCUCACUAGCUUCAUGGUGGUAGUUUGAAGCUGGCUACACUCAGUCCAGCCCAGCCCAGGGUUUAGUAUUCAUUUUGCAGGGUACCUCGGGACCAAAGACUCAUAUGCUAUGAUCGCCUGAUUUACAAUAAAGCCAUCGCUGCAGCCCUAACGAGGAAA